AUGGCCGAGGGCGGCGGGGGCGCGCGGCGGCGGGCGCCGGCGCUGCUCGAGGCGGCCCGCGCGCGCUACGAGAGCCUGCACAUCUCGGACGACGUGUUCGGCGAGUCGGGCCCCGACAGCGGCGGCGGCAACCCCUUCUACAGCACCUCGGCCGCCUCGCGCUCCUCCUCGGCCGCCUCCUCGGACGACGAGCACGAGCGGCCGCCGGGGCCCCCGCCCUGCGUCCCCGCCGCCCCAUCCGCGCCGGAGCCCGAGGAGGACGAGGCCGGCUCGGGCUGGAGCGCGGCGCUGCGGGACCGGCCGCCCCCGCGCUUCGAGGACACGGGCGGUCCCACCCGGAAGAUGCCCCCCGGUGCCAGCGCCAUGGACUUCUUCCAGCUCUUCGUCCCCGACAACCUGCUGAAGAGCAUGGCGGCGCAGACCAACAUGUACGCCCGCAAGUUCCAGGAGCGCUUCGGCGGCGACGGCGCCUGGGCGGACGUGACGCUGGCCGAGAUGAAGGCCUUCCUGGGCUACAUGAUCUCCACCAGCAUCUCCCACUGCGAGUCCGUCCUCAGCAUAUGGAGCGGCGGCUUCUACAGCAACGGCGGCCUGGCGGGCGCCAUGAGCCAGGCCCGCUUCGAGCGGAUCCUCAAGUACUUCCAUGUGGUGGCCUUCCGCUCCGGCCCGGCGGCGCCCGGCCUCUACAAGGUGCAGCCCUUCCUUGACGCCCUGCAGAGCGGCUUUGACGCCGCCUUCAGGCCCUCCCAGACCCAGGUGCUACACGAACCCCUGAUUGACGAGGACCCCGUGUUCAUCGCCACGUGCACGGAGCGCGAGCUGCGCAAGAGGAAAAAGCGGAAGUUCAGCCUGUGGGUCCGGCAGUGUUCGUCCACCGGCUUCAUCAUCCAGAUCUACGUGCACCUGAAGGAGGGCGCGGGCCCCGACGGGCUGGACGCGCUGAAGAACAGGCCGCAGCUGCACGGCGCCGUGGCCCGCAGCCUGUGCCGCAACGCGGGCGGCAAGAACUACAUCGUGUUCACGGGGCCCAGCAUCACCAGCCUGGCGCUGUUCGAGGAGUUCGAGAAGCAAGGGAUCUACUGCUGUGGGCUGCUCAGCUCCCGGAAGAGCGACUGCACGGGCCUGCCGCGGUCCAUGCUGGCCAGCCCCGCCACGCCGCCCGCCCGGGGCCAGCACCGCAUCCGCACCAAGGGCAACAUGUCGCUCAUCUGCUGGUACAACAAGGGCCACUUCCGCUUCCUCACCAACGCCUACUCGCCCGUGCAGCAAGGGGUGAUCAUCAAGCGGAGGAGCGGGGAGGUGCCCUGCCCCCUGGCCGUGGAGGCGUUCGCGGCGCACCUCAGCUACAUCUGCAGAUACGACGACAAGUACAGCAAGUACUUCAUCGCUCACAAGCCCAACAAGACGUGGCAGCAGGUGUUCUGGUUCGCCGUCAGCAUCGCCGUCAACAACGCCUACAUCCUCUACAAGCUCUCGGACGCCUACCACACGCACAGGCUCAGCCGCGCCCAGUUCGGAGAGAGACUCGUGCGGGAGCUGCUGGGCCUGGAGGCCGCCUCGCCGACCCCCUGA
This is a messenger RNA of Pipistrellus nathusii (Nathusius's pipistrelle), 1572 nucleotides long. The record is from the annotation of a GenBank genome assembly. Lineage: Eukaryota; Metazoa; Chordata; Mammalia; Chiroptera; Vespertilionidae.